AUGUCCGAUGGGUUUGUUCAAAAUGGUAGCACAGCGCAACAAGAACGGCCCUCCAUAUGGAAGAGGAUGGUAGCUAAAUGUGGAAUUGAUGCUCCACUUGUGAUUUUGAUGCUUAAAGGAACCGUUGCACCUACAGUUGGUCUUGCUAUGUAUCAGGCCGACUCUGUUGCACGACAUUUCUCGACAAUUGGCUAUCUCAUCCCAAUCAUGUCCAUCCUAUCUAUCCCAGUACUACCUCGGGCACGAUUUAUUCAAAAUCUUCUUGUGACCUCCCUUUUGACGUGUUUAGCAGCCGCAAUCUCCCUCCUUGCAAUGUGGUGUGCAGUCAAAGCACGAGAAAACACGACUCAUAUCUCCGAAGCGCAUUCCAACGGCCCAGUUCCUGGUUCUACUGUCAGUCCGUUCAAUGCGGCAGCCAGCGUCAAUAUGGGAGUCUGGCUUUUCUUCGAAGUAUGGCUAGCCAACACAUUCCGUGCAUAUCUCCCUCAAUAUUUCCUCCCUUCCAUCAUUUUCUCCAUUUUUAUCAACGUGACGGCAACCUACGGAACGCAAUACGCAAAUAUGAAGCAAGCUGAAUCUCUGAUAACUCAUUUACUUGAAAGCUUUUUCGUUGGGUUCGGAAUCUCUGCAGCCACAAACCUCCUCAUUGUUCCACUCACAUCUCGAACAAUUGUCAUGAAGGUAAUGGCUGGAGAGAUCCUGGGAUUUAAGUCCGCUUUGCAAGCGCAGAGUCGAUAUAUGACGUCACUAUCCACGCGUAAUUGGUUUGGCGGUGCGCAUGCAUUAAACGACCUUGAUAGAAGAGACGACUCCUGCAAUUCUCCCUCGGAUACCACCCCGUGGACUGAGGCUGACGCGUUGGAGAACAUCUUAAGUCAGGUUACAGGACUCCAUGCAAAGUCAGAAGCGGAACUUCGCUACGCGAAGGUUGAGAUGACAUGGGACAAGUUAAAUGCGAAGGAUUUGGAGACUAUUUGUCACUUACAAAGAAGGAUCUUGCACCCCAUUUUAGGCAUGAAGUCCCUCAGUCAUGCCGCGAAUCGGAUCGAGAAACGUGGUGGUUGGGAUGCUCUCCAGGACAGAGAGAGAGAGCAGUGGUAUUGGAUACUUGACAAGGUGUGCGGCUCUGCCCAACGGCUUCAGGAAGGAAUGAUACUAGGACUUGAGGAGUCUUUGUAUAAUCUGGGCCUGGGGAAACGGCCGGCAUCAACUGUGAAAAGCGAUAUUGAAGCAAAUGGUUUCCAUCACACAUCAAGGGAGAAGGACAUGGUCUCGCACCUUGAGAGCAUGAUACAACAAUAUCUUGCAGAGCGAGAAACAACCCUGAAAGAGUGGUGUGCUUCCAAUGGCUUGGACCGUUCCUCACAACAGAACGACGCGGCACAAAUGGACGAUGGUUUGCACCAACAGCACUUGGCUCAGCUGUAUCUGGUACUAAAUCUAGAGUAUCUGUCCAUUACAACUGCGCAAGCUAUCUUAGAUCUUGUCAAGUUUGCUGAAUCCAAAGUCAACGACGGGACAAUGGGUAGGAAAAGGCUCAUCUUCCCAAGCUGGAAACGACUUAGGAAAUGGGCCCGAGACGCAGUAUCUCGAGAAGACAGCAAUUUGGAUUAUCAGGAUUACAGUACCCGGUCCGGGACUGUCACGGUCAGUCUUAGCGGCCUCCUCCCAGCAAGCAAGAACCCUGAACACGCUCCCCCGGUGUCAACCUGGGAAAAGGUAUCGGAUAAGUUUCGUAUCUUUAUGAAUAUGUUUGGCUCUCCGGAGUCAGCAUUUGGCUUCCGAGUAGCAACAGCCACCAUGGUAAUUGCAAUCACUUGUUUCCUGAGGAAUUCUCAGCAAUUCUUCAUUAAACAACGCAUCAUCUGGGGUUCAAUCAUGGUCGCCAUCAGCAUGACGCGAACAGCGGGUUCGGGUAUUUAUGGGCAAUUCCUACGAUUUGGCGGGACAGCACUCGCGAUGGUUGCAUCUUACAUUGUUUGGUACAUUGUCGAUCAGCACACCGCGGGCAUUAUCGUCUUUUUCGCCAUCACAAUGUUCCUCUAUCACUACCCAUUGGUUAAACACCAUGACACCAUCGUCGUUCCCAUGAUUGGAAUGGUCACAGUAAUCCUGAUAGUGGGGUAUGAACUCCAAGUCAAGAAAAUUGGCAUUCCUCUCUCGAUUUCCAACGGCCAAGUCUUCCAUCCUCUUUACGAGCUUGCUCCGUACAGGUUAGCCACAGUACUUGGUGGUCUAGGUGUUGCAUUCAUCUUUACAUACUUUCCGUCAGUCAUCACAGUUCGACACCAACUUCGAGAAGACUUAGGGACUUCCCUCUAUCUGCUGGGCAAUUACUAUUGCUCUGUGCAUCAGACGGUUUCGUUGAAUAUCAGAGGGGCAGAAGGGGAUCCAGGGGACAAGAUGAGCCCGGGUAGACGACUUCACAAAGCUCGAAGUCGACUCUUCACCAAAGAAAUCAUUAUUCUCGAAGGCAUGAAGAAGCACAAGAAAUUCAUGGCUUGGGAACCCGUUUUAGGUGGGAAGUUCCCACAAGCGUCCUAUGACAGGCUCAUUGAUCAUACCCAACGCAUGCUUCAUUUCACAACCAUGAUAUAUCACGUCGCUGAAUCUUUUCCAAAUUUCCCAACUCCCACUGGCGUUCAAAGCAAUUCAGAUACUUGGUUGAACGAUUUUAAACAGCUCGUCAUUUCUUUAGAGCUGAGUUCUCGAGAUAUAUCGGCCGCACUCUCCAUGAUCUCUACCGCCAUCUCAACAGGCCGACCAUUAUCUCCGUUCCUUACAGCUCCAGAGCCAGUCAAUCUAUAUCAGUUGCUCAAGAAGAGUGACCGUCACAUCCUUAGCUCGGCGAGAGUGUGUGAGCCGGGAUACGCGGCCUUUGCCGUGAUACAAGUAGCAACUUCACUUUUGGCGGAUGAUCUAAAAGGACUGUUAUGUGAGACAAAGAAGUUAGUUGGAGAGGAGAACUUCGGCGUUGAUGCUUUGACGCUCCGUGAUCAAACCUAG
Messenger RNA from Penicillium concentricum, 3006 nucleotides. Its product is annotated as aromatic acid exporter family protein. Lineage: Eukaryota; Fungi; Ascomycota; Eurotiomycetes; Eurotiales; Aspergillaceae. Bases 1 to 3006 code for a protein of 1001 amino acids. The transcript has 9 exons. The record is from RefSeq and is a predicted model, not a curated record.